Molecule: messenger RNA, 726 nt
Organism: Postia placenta MAD-698-R-SB12
Lineage: Eukaryota; Fungi; Basidiomycota; Agaricomycetes; Polyporales; Adustoporiaceae
Exons: 5
Coding region: 1-726 (241 amino acids)
Source: RefSeq, a predicted model, not a curated record
AUGAGCGAUUUCAUCUUUGUAAAGUCCUCCCGACUUGCGCAGGUCAUGCAACUCCUCGCGCGUGCUGGCUUCGACCUCUACUCGUCCGACCCGAGUAAUUUCACUGCGCAGGUCCGUGAUGAGGCGGAGGAGGCAGACGACGAUCUGCGCACGCCCGCCAUCCCACCCCGCCCAGCGAUGACCCGCUCGCAGUCUCACUCGCCCUCGGGGUGCGAUGUGAGCGUGCUGGCGCCGGACCUGACGUAUGUCGGCUUGAGGGACGACAGCGCCGAGACAUGGGGGCUGAAGAUCGUCAAGCUUGUUGCAUUCCCCGAGUUGAUCACGGUGGACACAGUCCUAACCACCGACACUGUUCGGCCUCCCGCCGCCGGGCCUCGCGAACGCUCGGCAUCCGUAUCAUCGUCUGCGUCUUCGUGCGCGAGCAUCAUUUCUCCGCCCCCUGUACCCUUCUUCUCUUUCACGCGGACGGCGGAGGGUUCGUCACUCACGGCCCCUGUCGAGCUACUGGCGGCACUCUUCCCACCGAGCGAACGGCACAUGGUCAUCUGCAGCGACGAGCUGGACGUCCUGGACUCGCGCGCAGUGUCGCCGACAGCUGACCCAGGUGCGGAGGAGGAUGAGGAAGACGACGAUGAGGGCGCGCGGGAGGCCCAGGGACCGAUGCGGUGCCUGCAGAUCGAUUUGCGAAAGUUCGGCCUAGGUCAGUGCACCCCAAUCAAACCCUAA